AAACCAUUCUACCUUUCUAAAACAAAAAAGGAAAAGUCACGGCUAUGUGAGGAUUUAUUUCCCCGUUUUUCCAGAGUUACCUGACCUGCCAUAUCCACGCCCAUUUCCACACCUGGGCAGAAGACGUGUAGUAUUUGUUUUAUCGGAGACAGGUCUCCCUUCAGCUGACGUAUAAACGCUUCUCCACGAUUACAAUGCUCGGAAAACACAUCUUAAUCGCUUUUAUCGUCCAAAUCUGUAUUUCCGGGAUAGACAACAAAGAAGACUUCAAUGGGUUUAGAUCAACACUGUCCAAGUACUCCAUUGUUAAACCACAGUUGAUCAACAACAGAUGGACAAGAAGCAUUAAUAAGACCUCCCAAACAAGCCAGACACACGGAGAGAAAAUAUCAUACACACUGAAGAUCAACAAUAGGGAGCAUUUUCUUCAUCUGGAAAAGAACAGAGGCUUUUUACACCCAAAUUUUGUCCAGUAUUCACGGGAUGCCAAUGGCAACUACAAUACCUCAUAUCCAAGACAACAUGUGCACUGCUACUACCACGGAAGCGUGGAAGGAUAUCCAAAUUCAGUAGUAGCAUUGAGCACAUGCUCUGGCCUCAGGGGUGUGAUCCUCCUUGAAAACGAGACAUUUGGACUUGAGCCUGUUCCAGGAUCCACCACUAAUGAGCAUGUUCUCUACCGCCUGAAGGACUCUCAUUCUGAGCAGGUCACCUGCGGGGUCAUUGGUGAGGCAACGCCGACGCCCAGCUAUGAGGCCUUUGAGCCCGGCCAGUCCAUGACUUCUCUCCUAAGGAGAAAACGCAAUCUACCUCAGACCAGUUAUAUAGAGUUGGUGCUGGUUGUCGAUAACCUCAGGUAUAUUUACAAGAAAAAAAAUGAUACAGCAGUCCGAGAGGAGAUGGUGCAAAUGGCAAAUCUACUGGAUGGGUACUACAAGCCGCUGAAUAUCCGAGUCGUGCUUGUGGGUCUGGAAGUUUUUAAGGACAGCAAUCCUUUCAGUGUGGAAGGCUCUGCUGGAGAGGUGCUGGGACGUUUUGUUCAAUGGAGAAAGAAUACUCUGUUACCAAAAAUCAGACACGACAUUGGUCAGCUCAUUGUUGGCCGGGGAAACUCAUACAGCGGGGGUGUUUUGGGUAUGGCCUUUGUCGGCACCGUCUGCUCUGUAGCAAGCUCUGGAGGAAUUAACGUGUUCAGCGAAGACAAGUUGAAUUUUGUCUCCACUGUGGUGGCCCAUGAGAUGGGCCAUAACCUGGGCAUGAAUCAUGACUCCAGUGGCUGCAACUGUGAUGGAGGGAGCUGCAUCAUGUCAGGAGGUGCCAGUGGUUCUGUAAAGUUCAGCGAAUGCAGCGCACGGGAUUUCGAGUCACUGAUUUUCCGUGGGGGAGGCGUGUGUCUUAGAAAUCAACCCUCGCCAUCAGACGUAAUUGGGGUCGCUGAAUGUGGCAACGGCCGCCUGGACAUGGGAGAAGAGUGUGACUGUGGCCCACCAGAGGAAUGUAAGAACAAGUGCUGUGAUGCUGCCACCUGUAAGCUGACAUCUGGUUCCUAUUGUGCUGAUGGAGAUUGCUGUGACAACUGUCAGAUCAAAGUGGCUGGAACGCGCUGCAGAAAGUCUGCCGACGCCUGUGAUCUUCCUGAGUAUUGUGACGGCAAAACCGGAUUCUGCCCUGAAGACUUCUAUAUCAUGGAUGGGCUGCCUUGCCAAAACAAUGCCGCCUAUUGCUACGAAGGACGCUGCCAGACAUAUAAUUACCAGUGUUCAUAUCUGUUUGGAUCAGGUGCAAGACAGGCAGCGGAUAUUUGCUUUGAAUAUGAAAAUACGAAGGGAAACGUGUUUGGGAACUGUGGGAUCACCAGCAAUGGAAAUUACAUCAAGUGUACUGUGGAGAAUGCCAAGUGUGGAAAGGUGCAGUGCACAAACGUGGAUUUGAAUAACCACCCUGAUGGUGCCCAAAUCAGUAUCCAAAUAGUUGAAGGAUCCACAUGUGUGAAUGCAGACUUUAACCUUGGAACCGAUGUACUUGAUCCAGCUUACGUUAACCCUGGAAGUCCUUGUGACAAAGGAAAGACCUGCAUCGAUUUCAAGUGUGUAAAUGCAUCGGUUCUGCUGCCAAACUUGGACUGUGAUGCUAAGACCACCUGCAAUGGACAAGGAGUGUGUAAUGAUCAGGGACACUGCCACUGUAACAACGGUUGGGCUCCACCCAACUGCGACAAAUCAGGGAGAGGUGGCAGCAUUGACAGUGGUCCUGCUAUGAUUGAUUACUCGCUCAGGAAUGGCCUAUUGAUCUUCUUCCUGCUGAUUGUCCCUCUUCUCAUCGCUGCCAUUCUGGUGCUGCUCUACGUGUUCAAAAGGGAUUCUCUAGACAUCUGUUUGAAAAGAAAUCCAAAAUCACGCAAUACAGGAAAUAGAAAUGCAAAUGCACCAACGAACGGCAACGUUCAAACAAAUGUGACAAUUCAGCCUCCAGGACAAGUUCCACCUCCAAGGCCUCCAGCUCCAUCAGGGACCUCUGCUCCAGCUUCAGGUUACAGAUAUGGAGAGCUGGAUUACUGGAACCAAGAUACAAACCGCGCCCCUGCACGGCCUUCACCUCCAGUUCAAGGCCCUGGAAUGCCAAGACCAAUCCCAACUUGAUGCUUGUUUUAUGUUGGGAUUUUUAACCAUUAGGACAACUUGCUACUAUAUAAGACACUGUGUGUAACUCAUAAGCACCUUAACACAGACUGUGGUACUGCGUUCGUGGUGUUGGAUGGAAAGGGUAAAUAUGACUGUGGGUUUUAAGUGGUCCUUACUACUUAUGCUUCAUGUGCUGUAAAGAAAACAUGCAAAAUAAUUGAAUUUUAUGGAUUUUUUUUCAAAAAGAUUUUAAAAAGGUUGUAAAUUUUGAGAUAUGUUGUAAUAUUGUCCUGAAAAUUGUAAUAAAAAGUAUAUUGUUAAA
Fundulus heteroclitus (mummichog) is the source of this 2943-nucleotide messenger RNA. RefSeq names its product ZnMc_adamalysin_II_like and ADAM_CR domain-containing protein (gene adam9b). Gene Ontology annotation, biological process: proteolysis. NCBI's taxonomy places the organism in Eukaryota, Metazoa, Chordata, Actinopteri, Cyprinodontiformes, Fundulidae. The coding region runs from base 195 to 2639 and encodes 814 amino acids. The transcript has 22 exons. The record is from RefSeq and is a predicted model, not a curated record. Gene Ontology annotation, cellular component: plasma membrane. Gene Ontology annotation, molecular function: metalloendopeptidase activity.